Messenger RNA from Schistosoma intercalatum, 2541 nucleotides. The record is from the annotation of a GenBank genome assembly. NCBI's taxonomy places the organism in Eukaryota, Metazoa, Platyhelminthes, Trematoda, Strigeidida, Schistosomatidae.
AUGGAUCAAUCUAUAGAAGAUGUCAAGACUCUGACUAUUAGGGUGAUCGACCAUAUGUGUAAAAUCCCCUCAGACCAAGGAUAUAGUUCAAAUGAGUUCAAAUCAAUCAUUCACCUUUUCGACAGGAGUUUUUUUGCCAUCGAGAAUUCUAGAAACGUAGUGGAAGAUUAUCGCCUUUGGAUAGCUACAAAAGUGUUAUCUAGCGGUGAAUACCCCUACCGUCUUACUCAGAUCUUUAAAAACUUGGGAGAAUAUUCCUUCGGAUCUCUGAGUGUUGGGAAAGAAUCCUACAAUGAACAGUACAUUGAAUUGCUAUCAUCAUUUCAGUUGACUCUGUGCAAUUAUCUUGAACUAAGUGAAUUACUGGCAGAGAAAAUGUCAAUGCAAGAUGCUUAUUUGAAGGAAAUAUAUCGUAUCCAUCAAGCCAUAUUGUCAUACGACGGAAUUUGUGCUGAAGAAAAGAAAAUCACGUUGGUGGUAGAAAUAAUUGUAAAAACCCUUUACAACAUGCUGCAACACGAAAGCUCAAUAAUACGUUUUGCCUUCAAAAAGCAUAAUCUCAUAGAUAUUGUUACACAUUAUUCAAAGUCCACGAAUACUAAUUUGCAAAUAGCUUCUUAUCUAAGCUUAGCGUACAAUUAUGAUGAAGAUCAGCUAAUACCUGGGGAUAACGAAAAUAUAAUUUUUUUGGUAAAUAUGCUCGCUUCUGCUCUUGAUAAACCCUCAACAAGGAUAUAUGGUUACUCAUGUGAAGAAAUCUUAAAAGGUUUGAGACUAUUGGCAUCUAGUGAUCAAAACAGACAGUUCAUAUGCCAGUCGGCUAUACUGCAAAGCAUCCAGUGCACUAUAAAAACACUGAAAGGAAAAGUAUUAGAAGAAGUUAUACUUUUUCUAUUGAAAUUAACACUCAACUCUGGAAUAAGAGACAGAAUAAGAAGAGACUUUGGGGCCGUAUUGAAGGAUUUAGACAUAUCUUUCAAAGCGGAAGAGUCUGAAACCUCAAACAACAUAAAGAAGGCACUUGAUAGCAUUUUAUGGCAGAUGAGUCAAGAUAAAAAUUCACUAGAUUAUGAAUCCAACUUAAAUUCUUCUACGCAACCUGAACAUUUAAUGAUAAGUUAUAGUCAUAAACAGAAAGAAAUUGCAAUAAAUCUUACAAAACAUUUAAAAGAAAAAGGAUAUAAGGUAUGGUUUGAUCAAGACAAUCUGAAAUAUGCUGCAAAAACAUUUAGAAGUAUGGCUGAAGCCAUAGAAAGAUCUUAUGCUGUAUGUAUUAUAUAUUCCGAAAAUUAUAAAAAUAGCGAAUAUGCUGAAAUGGAAGCAACAUAUGCAGUUUGUUCGAAAAAACCAAUUAUUUGUUUACGUGCACAACGUGACUACAAACCAAAGGGUUGGCUUGGUCUUAUAACUGCCCGAGAAAAUCGUAUCGACAUUUCUGGAAAGUAUCCAUUUGAUGAGUACUUUUCUACUUUAUGUCGAAGAAUCGAUGAAUGCAUAAAAAUCAAAACGGACCAUUGUAGUUGAUCACGUAAGUCAUAUCAUUGAUCAGUUAUUAUUCAUCAUAAUUAUAUUUUUAAAUUAAAAGCAAUGAAACCCUAAAAGACUUUUAUAUCACAGUUGAAAUGAAAGUAUAUAUAUUUUGUAUUUUUCAAAUGACGAAGAUCAAGAUGGAAACCAGUGUAAUUUGAAAAUGAUUUUUGUUACGAACUAAAUUCAAAUAGAAAACCAUUUAGAUAUAAGAAACAUUUAACAGCUGUUUCAUUCCAGUAUUGAACUUCAAAUCAGUAAGCACUGGUAACUUAGAUACACUUAGAACCAAAAGCAUUCAUUUUUCACAGUUAUCACUGUUUUCUUAGGUCAAUCAUUUAAAAUUUAUUGAUUUUUAUUUACAGUUUAAAUCAUUUUAUGAUGAACGCGUCAACUAUCCGAUAUUGUUGGUAAGAUUUGUUUCCAUUUUGAUGUAAAUGGACAUCAUCACUUACGGGUUCCUCCUGAAACUAUGCAUAUAGCUAAUAAGUAUUGAGCAUAUAAUCUUUAGCGAUUCUAAGAAUUUUUUCAAAUUGUUAAUUUUACAGAUAAAUCAUUUAAAACCAGUGAUUACUAGACAGUUAUUUUGUUGUGAUUCCAGAAUUCUUAAAUCCGUAAACUAAAUACGCAACUGAAAUUGGAUUCAAGAUCUUGAAAUAUUAAAGCCAGAAAUUCAGCAACAAGUUUUUAAUCAACACUACUAAAAUGAGAUAUUUUUAACCGAUAUUAUCUAAAGAAAUAUAUUAUCUUUUAGUACAUUUCCACGGAAGAUCGUUUUGAUGAUUAUAUAGUAGCUUUUAAAGAUUUUAUAAUCAGAGAUGGAUGGUGACUAACGGCAGAAACUCGACAGAUGAAUAAACCUGAAUUAGAGAGCCGAUGCUCACUCUGGGACUAGAACUGUCUACCGUUCAUUUUAAACGCCAUCGCGCCAUACACUUAUUUAUUGAGUACGGAUAGCCACUAGCUUGUGCAAUGGGGUGAAGUUUAAUUCAUUUUUGGAUUAAUUGUUUGAAU